AUGGUCAUUGACAAAAACGGGAAAACGGAGAAAAAGAUCCACGCGCCAGUCGCCGAGAAAUCCUGCAAGACGCCGCGGAUAGAGUGCAAUAAUCUCGCUACCUACGGUGGCCGAGAUCGCCCUCCGGCGCAAGACUCGCCCGACGCCACUACACUUCACCUCGGCCAAACGGAGAAGAGUCGGCGCCCGCCUCCAACAUCAGGCGCUCGGUCGCCUCCAUCUACGGUCGCUCGGUCGCCUCCAGCUACAGGCGCUCGAUCGCCUCCAGCUACAGGCGCCCGGUCGCCUCCAACAACCGGCGCUCAGUCGCCUCCAGCCACCGGCGCUCGGUCGCCGUUAAAUCUGGACACGGUGGACCUAACCCUUGGCGCCAGUCCACCAUCCGCCAGGGACAAACCACCGGCUCCAGGUGCCCUGCUACCCAGGAAGAAAAGGAGCAAGGACCGGCUUCAGGCUUUAUUCUGCGCUAGCCCGCCAAAGCCAAUUAACGGGCAUUCCGACAGCCAAGAGGGACCGACCAAUCACGCCGGACAUCAAACGACCGCGGAGUAUCACGCCUCCGAUUCCGUGGUAUCCUCCACCGCCUUUAAAACGUUGGACCACGACACGGCGCCAGUCGCCGAGAAACCCUGCAAGACGCCGCGGAUAGAGAGCAUCAUCUCGCUACCUACGGUGGCCGAGAUCGCCCUCCGGCCUACAGGCGCUCGAUCGCCUCCAGCUACAGGCGCCCGGUCGCCUCCAACAACCGGCGCUCAGUCGCCUCCAGCCACCGGCGCUCGGUCGCCGUUAAAUCUGGACACGGUGGACCUAACCCUUGGCGCCAGUCCACCAUCCGCCAGGGACAAACCACCGGCUCCAGGUGCCCUGCUACCCAGGAAGAAAAGGAGCAAGGACCGGCUUCAGGCUUUAUUCUGCGCUAGCCCGCCAAAGCCAAUUAACGGGCAUUCCGACAGCCAAGAGGGACCGACCAAUCACGCCGGACAUCAAACGACCGCGGAGUAUCAUGCCUCCAAUUCCGUGGUAUCCUCCACCGCUUGUCUCGCCUCUACGACGAACGCCCAUUAA
Molecule: messenger RNA, 1065 nt
Organism: Formica exsecta
Lineage: Eukaryota; Metazoa; Arthropoda; Insecta; Hymenoptera; Formicidae
Product: proline-rich receptor-like protein kinase PERK12
Exons: 3
Coding region: 1-1065 (354 amino acids)
Source: RefSeq, a predicted model, not a curated record